UGCGUUCAUGCUCGAGGGGGACCGUGCGUCAUUGUGGGGUAGAUCGUGACGGGGUACGGCAGAAAUCUCUGCAUCCGCGCGGGUCCUUCCUCGAAAUCGUGACGCACGGUUAACGUCUUGAAAGGGGUGACUUCACCCUUUCGAAGGAUCCGCACCCCGCACCGAAGAUCUCGGAAGUGAUCUCUCUCACGGAUAACAUUGGUGGAAAAGACGAAAUAUCUCGCAGGAUAUCGAGGAUGCGCAUGUAAGGACCACUGCGCGGAUACUGAAAGAAAAAGGAAAAGAACAAUUACAAAAGAGAACUGCGUCGCAACAAUAGCUCUGUUUUAGUCUGAGGAACGUACGUCGCACGUAUUGGGUGUGCUGAUCUACGAUCUGGUCCGCUCGCGCAGACAGUCGUUUAGGAUGACGUCAGGGUUUAGGAUGAUGCUCUGAUCCCGAUCUCGUCCCCGCGAUUUCGUCGCCUUUGAACGGAUAAUGCCUUCGACGGGAUCGACCGGCCUUCCCAAGGUAGACAGAGCCACCAGUCCGCUGCCACGGAAACCGGCGGCGGCGGUGAGUCCCGUGACUCCAGUGCAGGAACUGAAGCCGCUGUUCGUUGAACCUCCCAGCAACAGAACCACCUCGGCGAAUGGCGAGAAAGAGUCAGAUUUUCGAUUUGAAGCGAUACAAUGUCUACGGCAGUCCUCCAUUAUCAGGAGAUUAUCCAUUAUCAGGGAUUUCCCGGAGCGGGGAAACUGGAGCAGCAAGAUUGAAUUCAUAUUGUCCGUCGUGGGAUUGGCGAUAGGUUUAGGAAACCUAUGGCGGUUCCCCUAUCUGUGUUACAAGAAUGGCGGUGGUGCUUUUAUGGUGCCCUACUUCAUCGCGCUCGCGCUGGCUGGUAUACCCAUGUUUCUGAUGGAGUUGUCCCUAGGACAGAUGCUGACGAUAGGCGGUUUGGGUGUCUUUAAAAUAGCACCGAUUUUCAAAGGCAUUGGAUACGCGACCUGCGUACUUUCUUGUUGGACCAAUGUGUAUUAUAUCAUCAUUCUUGCUUGGGCGCUCUUCUACUUUCUGGUCUCUUUACGAGCCGACGUGCCUUGGAGAUAUUGCGACAACUCAUGGAACACGCGUUACUGCAUCACGCCCGACGAACGUCUGAACAUUACGUGCUGGCCGAGCGACCACGGAGCGAACAAUCUCAUGUGCGCCACGUCUUUAGGAAAUCUAAGUCAUGAGCUGCUAAAAGAUCCAGUCAAGGAAUUUUGGGAGAGGCGAACUCUACAAAUUUCUUCGAGUAUCGAGGAAGUAGGUGGUAUAAGAUGGGAGCUAGCCGGUACACUCGCGGUCGUCUGGAUCAUGUGUUACUUUUGCAUCUGGAAAGGCGUCAAAUGGACCGGCAAGGUCGUUUAUUUCACGGCGCUCUUCCCGUACGCCUUGCUGGCGGUGCUGCUGGUGAGGGGCUUGACACUUCCUGGAGCCGUGGAAGGUUUGAAAUACUACGCGACGCCAAAUCUGUCGAAACUCGGCGAUCCCGAGGUAUGGAUAGACGCGGUGACGCAGAUAUUCUUCACUUACGCUCUCGGUCUAGGCGCCCUGGUGGCUCUAGGCAGUUACAACAAGUUCAACAAUAACGUUUACAAAGACGCGCUGAUCGUCUGCGGAGUGAACACUUGCACUAGCCUGCUUAGUGGAGUAGUCAUAUUCUCUGUCGUCGGUUUCAUGGCCCACGAGCAACAGAAACCGGUAGCCGACGUAGCCGCUUCCGGGCCUGGCCUGGCUUUCCUAGUUUACCCCUCGGCGGUGUUGCAAUUACCCGGAGCGUCAAUCUGGUCGAGUCUCUUCUUCUUCAUGCUCCUUCUGAUAGGACUCGACAGUCAGUUCUGCACCAUGGAGGGCUUCAUCACCGCCGCUGUGGACGAGUGGCCGCGACAGCUCAGAAAGCGGAAGGAAUCAUUCAUCGCGAUCGUAUGCUUGAUCUCCUACUUAAUAGGGCUUCUGUGCGUUACGGAAGGCGGAAUGUACGUGUUUCAACUAUUGGAUACGUACGCCGUCAGCGGAUUUUGCUUGCUUUUCCUGAUGUUCUUCGAAUGCAUCUCCGUGUCGUGGGCAUUCGGGGUGGACAAGUUUUACGAUGGCAUACGCGAUAUGAUAGGAUAUUAUCCUUGCUUCUGGUGGAAGAUAUGCUGGACGUUCACCACACCUGCCAUUUGCGUGGGCGUUUUCAUCUUCAAUAUCAUCAAAUUCGUCCCUGUGAAGUAUCUCACAUACGAAUUCCCAUGGUGGAGCCAUUUCCUAGGCUGGCUCGCAGGUCUCUCCUCGAUGCUGUGCAUUCCAGGAUACAUGAUCUAUAUCUGGAGCGUUACACCCGGAACUACCUCAGAGAAAUAUCGAAAAUUGAUAAAAAUAGAAGACGACGUGGCCGCCUUACGAAAGAAACUCAAUCCGAUCAAAGCUGCUGCCAUCGAUGCGGAAUUCGAAUUAUAAGAUCAUAUCGCUUUUCCGAUCACGAUAUGCGAUUAAGUUUAAAACGAGGGAAAUUCAAGUGCAACGCGACAUGUAUACGAUUCACAAGUAAAUCAGAUUUCGCCAGAGAGUAGUAUUAAGACAAGAUGCCAAAUGUGUUUCACUCACUUUGAGCGAAGUCACAUGGAGCGCGCGCGCACGCGCGCGUGCUAGGUCUAUUAAUUAAUCUAAAAUAUAUCAUAUACCUCUUAUAAUCUGCUUUCAAACAUAACAUAUAAAAAGACGAAGACAAUAAUAAUACACUUAAUAAUUCA
Molecule: messenger RNA, 2759 nt
Organism: Ooceraea biroi (clonal raider ant)
Lineage: Eukaryota; Metazoa; Arthropoda; Insecta; Hymenoptera; Formicidae
Gene: Gat-1B
Product: GABA neurotransmitter transporter-1B
Biological process (GO): nitrogen compound transport; sodium ion transmembrane transport; amino acid transport
Cellular component (GO): neuron projection; plasma membrane
Molecular function (GO): gamma-aminobutyric acid:sodium:chloride symporter activity
Source: RefSeq, a predicted model, not a curated record